This is a messenger RNA of Peronospora farinosa, 951 nucleotides long. The record is from the annotation of a GenBank genome assembly. Lineage: Eukaryota; Oomycota; Peronosporomycetes; Peronosporales; Peronosporaceae.
AUGGCGACUCCACCAUUACAGACGGUGGCGAAACACCAGCGCCACAUGAAUGAUCUUCCAGGAGCCACAGGCAGGACGAAAAAGCUUCUAGCAGGCGCACUGUCAGGAAUGAUCUCAGCUCUUGCCUUCCAGCCGCUGGACGUGCUGCGCACCCUCCAGCAGGGCGCGUUCACAGUGCAUGCUAAACCUACCAUGGCGUCUACAGUCUUUUCUCGCUUCUCGCAGACAGAUACAAGAAAGAGUUCGCGUCCAGCCAACGACCCUGUACAAAGAUUACGCUCCAUGUGGCGUGGUACGUCACCCACGCUCGUGCGCGUUGCUGGCGGUGCCGGUCUUUACUUUGCCACGCUGGACUAUUGUUUGAACGUGUUCCCGAGCUCUGCAGUCAACACGUUUUUAGCUGGAGCCUUAUCACGAACAUUUGCAGGAGGAAUUGUAUCACCUUUUACGAUCGUGAAGGCGCGGAUGGAAUUUCUACCUCCUGGCACGUUCGACAGUAAUUUACAGGUGGUGCGGUACGUGCUACGCCACGAAGGCGUGCGUGGACUGUAUCGCGGCAUGGUGCCGACGCUUAUCAGAGACGUGCCUUUCUCUGGACUCUAUGUGCUCAUUUACACGCGUCUGCGCGAGUCGUGGACUCGCAAAUUUCCGCACCUGCCAUUGUACGGUGUACACUUUAGUAGUGGCGUGGUCGCGGGCGUGCUUGCCACGUCCAUCGUGCAUCCGGCCGAUGUCGUAAAAACACGCAUGCAGCUCGCAAUCAUGGCAAAUAAUAGUGAAGGAGUCACCGCGCACAUUCAAAACUCGCUCACGUUGCGUCAAACGGUGGUCAAGAUCUACUGCGACGAAGGCCUGCACGGGUUUGCGAAGGGCAUCGUUCCGCGCGUCGUCAAGCGAACACUCUCUACUGCAGUCACAUGGACGAUCUACGAGCAAUUAUCUUUGAAGUAG